This is a messenger RNA of Colletotrichum chrysophilum, 1992 nucleotides long. RefSeq lists its product as uncharacterized. Gene Ontology annotation, cellular component: cytoplasm; nucleus. Gene Ontology annotation, molecular function: calcium-dependent protein serine/threonine kinase activity; calmodulin binding; calcium/calmodulin-dependent protein kinase activity. The transcript is spliced from 6 exons. The record is from RefSeq and is a predicted model, not a curated record. Lineage: Eukaryota; Fungi; Ascomycota; Sordariomycetes; Glomerellales; Glomerellaceae. Gene Ontology annotation, biological process: peptidyl-serine phosphorylation; protein autophosphorylation; intracellular signal transduction. The coding region runs from base 1 to 1992 and encodes 663 amino acids.
AUGAGGCCUGUCGAUGAUACAAUUUACGCCAUCGGCGCUGAGCGCAAAGGCGAGAGUCAUAGGGUCUACGCUGUCAAACGCGUUUGCCAGAACAACGGCGUCUAUGACCUGCGGUUCGGGUCUCGAGGCAGCGGCGCCGGGGGAGAGGACAAUCUCAUGUUUCUCAGUCCCGGUGAGCCUCUCACUCGGGAGCAGACGAGGUAUUUGCGGAAGCUGGUCGGACGAGAGAUGGAGCUGAGCGAGGAUGCUUCUUUUGAAUGCGUCGUCCGGUACAAGGAUUUCAUCGAAGAGUUCGGCGACAGAAAACAGGCGAUUCGUCAGAACACUACCCUACCGUGUGCGCUUGUCAUGAAUAAGCUCGAGUUCGAGUGGAGCGGCCUCCUGGCCGACGACAUAUUACGAAAGCUUCAGGAUACUGAUAUCGUCAACGUGGCCGUGGACAUGCUCUCCGCGCUUACGUACCUCCACGCCCUGGGCAUCGUCCACGGAGACGUCCGGCCGCAAAAUGUGGUCCCGUACAGGGACACCACUCAACCCCAUGGAGACUGGCAUAGGCAGCAUAGAUACAGACUCUCCGGCCACGGGCUCGUGCCGGCCAUCUUUUCCAAGUGGGCGGAGUCUCCCGGCGAGAUGUAUACGGCGCCCGAGUUCGCGGGAAGAGGCCGAUACAAGCCGACGCGGGAGAGCGACGUAUGGAUGCUCGGGACGAUGUUGCAGGAGCUCCACGAAUCCCGGUAUAAACGCAUCCCGCAGCCCAUCAGUGCGUAUUCGGAGUUUCUGACGAGAAAGGGAGCCUGCGAGUACCCGGCUAUGCGGGUUUGGCAUGACUGGCUUGAGGCGCUGGUGGCCAAGUUGCUGCAGGACAAGCCGGGAGAUCGGCCCCGGGCAGAGGACGCGUUGACGGGCCUUCUUGAGGAGAAGUUCAGGGCUACUGAGGGUGGUCAGGUGGGUGCUGAGAAGAGGGAGAUGAAGGAGACUAUCAAGAAGGCCAAGGCGGAGAGAUGGCGGGCAACUACGAUGGGAAAACACAACCUCGCUGGCGUUCCGGAUCAAGCCGGAAGAGCAAACAGAUACACGACUACGGGCUUGAAGAGAGAUGGGUACCAGAAGAAUGUUUACGAGUUGCACGGCGGUCACCAGUUAAAUGCGGAACAAGGUCAGAGCAACUUGAUGUUCAUCAAGUUCGUCGGCCGCAGCCCCGAGGAAAAGAGUGAACUUGAGCGAUUUGCGAAGGAAGAAGUUUCCCUGGGUGAAGAUAUUGCUUUUGAGUCAGUUGUCCGUUACAAGGACUACAUUGAAAAGAAAAACAUGCUGGUGGUCGAAGAAGCAAAUUGGAAGGGCAUCGAGCCUCGAACGUACAUAUCCGAUGAAGAGCUUAUGGUUUUGGCCGUGGACGUGCUUUCUGCGCUGACGUAUCUUCAUGAUCGACACCAAGUGCACGGGUAUGUCCAUCCCAGCAACAUCAUCCGUUUUAAGCGUCCUGCAACGGAGCAUGGAGACGAACCCUGGGGAUACAAGCUCAUCGGGCAUGGGCUUGUGCCAAAGGUCAUGUGGACUUGGAAUGAUAUCCCUGGAGACCAGUUCACCCCGCCAGAGUUCCGUGGUAAGAAGAGUGAGUAUCAGCCGUCUGAGGAGGGCGAUGUGUGGAUGCUCGGGCAGACUUUGGCUGAACUGCACUCCCGGGCUGGAGGAUGCGACAAGCACCGGCAUGGUCAGCUCCACGACUUGCUAAAGAAGAUGCUGAAGCCGACGCCUGGCGAAAGGAUGAAGGCCCAGGUUGCACUUAAUACAAUUGUCGGCGAGUAUUUGAAGAAUAUAUAUUCAUCCAUGACAGUGGCGUUGGCGCCUUUGGAGGAAGCCAAGAAGAGGGCGAGGGAAGAAAGAAGGGGAAGUUGGUAUAAAGCUAACAUCAGAAAUGACCAUCUCCACGACCGCUCUAGCUCCCGAAGUGUCGUCACACCCGCGCCGGUGCUCAACAUCGCCACGCAUUGA